Molecule: messenger RNA, 489 nt
Organism: Salvia miltiorrhiza (redroot sage)
Lineage: Eukaryota; Viridiplantae; Streptophyta; Magnoliopsida; Lamiales; Lamiaceae
Exons: 3
Coding region: 1-489 (162 amino acids)
Molecular function (GO): protein binding
Source: RefSeq, a predicted model, not a curated record
AUGUGUGUUUGGGCAUCUGAAUUUAAGAAUGAAAAUCAUGUGAGAGGUGACUUCGCUACAGGCCGGAGAGCCUUGCACUACGCGGCUGAAAUGGGAAAUUUGGUGAUUUGCGAAAUCUUGAUUGACAAGUUCGGAGCCUUUGUUGAUAUCCCGUCUUACAGCGGGGAUACUCCUCUGCUAGAAGCUGCCAAAGGGGAACAUGUUAAAGUUGUGGAAUAUCUGAUCAACCAUAAUGCUCUACAUCAGGUGCCGAAUAAAAAGGGAUUCACCGCGUUGCAUUAUGCAGUUCUAAAAGGGAACAAGCAGCUUAUGGAGAUCUUGCUGGCAAACGGUGCUCCUACGGAGAUAGAUUCUGUGGAUGGAACACCUUUACAAAUUGCUGCAUCUCUUGGAAAUCUCAAGGCUGUGAAGUUGCUGCUGAGAAAUGGGGCGGCGGUUGGAAAUCUCAUAAAAUUUAGUUGUGCUAAUUUUGUGAUUAGCAGCUUAUGA